Messenger RNA from Pectinophora gossypiella (pink bollworm), 2554 nucleotides. RefSeq names its product gamma-aminobutyric acid receptor subunit beta-like (gene rdl1). Bases 74 to 1546 code for a protein of 490 amino acids. NCBI's taxonomy places the organism in Eukaryota, Metazoa, Arthropoda, Insecta, Lepidoptera, Gelechiidae. Gene Ontology annotation, cellular component: synapse; membrane; neuron projection. Gene Ontology annotation, biological process: chemical synaptic transmission; signal transduction; chloride transmembrane transport. Gene Ontology annotation, molecular function: chloride channel activity; GABA-A receptor activity; neurotransmitter receptor activity. The record is from RefSeq and is a predicted model, not a curated record. The transcript is spliced from 10 exons.
CCGCGCGACGUCGGCGGCGAGCGAGCGCGGCAUCACGGGACGCGCGCGGCUCCAUGCGACCACCGCUCGCGCCAUGAGCGGCGCCCGCCCCCGCAGCGCACCGCUGCUGCUGGCGCUCGCGGCCGCGUUCCUCCCGCAAGCUAACCAUGUCGCGGGCGCCGGAGGGGGUGGCAUGUUCGGCGACGUCAAUAUAUCCGCCAUUUUGGAUUCAUUUAGUAUAAGUUACGAUAAAAGAGUAAGGCCAAACUAUGGAGGACCACCCGUGGAAGUGGGGGUUACCAUGUACGUGCUCUCCAUCAGCUCUCUGUCUGAAGUCAAAAUGGACUUCACGUUGGAUUUUUACUUCAGACAGUUUUGGACGGAUCCUCGGUUAGCGUAUAAAAAGAGACCCGGAGUUGAAACCUUAUCAGUUGGUUCUGAAUUUAUAAAGAACAUAUGGGUGCCUGAUACAUUCUUUGUAAAUGAAAAACAAUCGUAUUUCCACAUAGCAACCACUAGCAACGAAUUCAUACGUAUUCACUAUUCAGGCUCAAUUACUAGGAGUAUCAGAUUAACAAUCACCGCGUCGUGUCCUAUGAAUCUUCAGUAUUUCCCGAUGGAUCGCCAAUUAUGUCAUAUAGAGAUAGAGAGUUUCGGGUACACAAUGAGAGACAUUCGAUACCAUUGGAAAGACGGAUUAUCGAGCGUCGGUAUGAGCAACGAGGUGCAACUGCCGCAGUUCCGAGUGCUCGGCCACCGGCAGCGCGCCACUGUUGUAACGCUCACGACAGGAAACUACUCAAGAUUGGCAUGUGAGAUACAGUUUGUCCGCUCCAUGGGAUACUAUCUCAUUCAGAUUUACAUUCCGUCUGGUUUGAUUGUAAUCAUAUCAUGGGUAUCGUUCUGGUUGAAUCGUAACGCUACCCCGGCUCGUGUAGCGCUGGGUGUCACCACUGUGUUGACGAUGACUACUCUCAUGUCAUCUACUAAUGCUGCCCUGCCUAAGAUCUCCUAUGUAAAGUCGAUCGACGUCUACUUGGGCACCUGCUUCGUGAUGGUUUUCGCCAGCUUAUUAGAGUAUGCAACAGUGGGAUAUAUGGCUAAGAGGAUACAAAUGAGGAAACAAAGAUUUGUAGCCAUUCAAAAAAUCGCGUCCGAAAAGAAACUGCCUCCAGUGGAUUGCCCGCCAGUCGGAGAUCCCCAUACGCUUUCCAAGAUGGGUACAUUGGGUAGAUGUCCACCCGGGAGGCCUUCGGUAAGCUGCUCGGAAGUCCGCUUUAAAGUCCACGACCCUAAAGCACAUUCGAAAGGUGGCACGUUAGAGAACACAAUAAAUGGCGGCAGGAGCGGCACAGAAGAAGAAAAUCCUGGCCCUCCCCCGCACAUUCUGCACCCUGGAAAGGAUAUCAGCAAACUGCUGGGCAUGACACCGUCGGAUAUCGACAAGUACUCGCGCAUCGUGUUCCCUGUGUGUUUCGUGUGCUUUAACCUCAUGUACUGGAUCAUUUACCUACACGUGUCCGACGUCGUGGCUGACGAUCUGGUUCUUCUGGAAGAGGAUAAAUAGAGGGCAUUGUACACAACCCACUCAUUUUCCCACUGGUACCGAAAUAAUAAUUUGAAACGCAAUACAUGCGAAAUCUAGACACUAAAACAAAAACUUUGCCAUUAAAAGUAACCGUCAAAUAAAUUAGCGAAUUACUAGCACACGAUACAUUUUAGAUUUUAUUAAUAGCUGUAUAAUUUCUGAAAUGAAUUUGUAGAUAUAAUUAAAUUGCCUAGAUGUUAACUUAUACAUGUACCUACUAAACGUAACGUAAAGUAAAUGUAAAUAUAUUAACUUGAAUGAUACGAGUAAUUACGGAAGUUUUUAUCUAAGAUAGUCUCUUUUCUUGGAGUCUGAAGUAGAAACAAAACGACUGAAAUUUUUUGACAUUUUAGAUGUUGGGCGAUUGAAAAUAAUUUUGGUUUACAGAUUGUGUAUAGAUUCGUUUAGUAGCAUGAUUGAUUGAGUUGGUAGAUCAGGCUCUAUGUAGAUCUUGCGGUGUAAAUCAUUUGGAUUGGAAUAAUUCCGCGAGCACUCAACGAGUUUAAGCAAUAAUUAGACUACGAGAUAUGUGUUACAAACUAACGAAUAUUUCGAUAUUUAUUUACUUACAAUAAUGGACUUCGAAGCGAUUGAAAAAGUUCCUAAAUUAUUGUUGUGUGGCAAAAGGUAUGUUUUUAUACGUGACAACAGUUUCAAAUUAUUAUUAUUGUGUGGUAAAAUGAGUGGUAGAGUAAUUAUAGUUGUAAUAUAAUCUGAUGCUCAACUUUCACUGCUUGAUUUAUUAAUUAGUUUUAGUAGAAUUUUGUAUUAGUUAAACAGUUAGUGAUUUGUUUAUUCUUUGCUAAUUUUGUAUCGUUAGAACAUACUAAACAGGUACCUAUUUUGUUUUGAUUGCGGUUGCAAACCAUCUCAAUUACCCUGGACGACUUUUAUUUAAAUAUUGUAGCUUUAUGUUAUUCUAAUUUGGAAAUGAUUCGUGAAUGUUAAGAAAUUGACUCUGCUUUCCAUCUACAAAUGCAUGCCGAA